Molecule: messenger RNA, 1563 nt
Organism: Plasmodium falciparum 3D7
Lineage: Eukaryota; Apicomplexa; Aconoidasida; Haemosporida; Plasmodiidae
Source: RefSeq, a predicted model, not a curated record
AUGUAUAAAGACAUAGAAGAUAUUCAAGAUGAUAAUAAAAAUAACAGGAAAAAUAAAAAAAGCGAGCAUCCUAUAGAAAAGGUCAUAAUUAGAGUAAAAAGAAGAAUCGAUGAUACGAGUAUUCCAUCCAUUUAUGUAAAGAAAUCUAAUAAAAGGAUAUGUAAUGGCGAUUUUUAUAAACAUAUUGAUACUAUUAUACCAGAGGAAGGUCAGCAUGAAAAAAAUAUCGACUGUAUAAAUUUAUUUUUAAAACAUGAAAAAGAAAAUUAUGAAAUGAACAACUUGUAUGAAAAUUUAAAUAUUGAAGAAGAAAAGAGAAAGCGAAAAUUAAGCAGCCUGAAAAAUUAUGAAAAAGAUUUAAAACAAACCAUUAAUAAAUUAAAGAAAUAUAAAAUUAUAAAUGAAAAUAUUCAAUAUAUUAAUUUAGAUGGUAAUGGAAAAGGAGUGUAUAAAAUAAUCGAUGUGGAUAUAAACCAAAAAGAAAAAGAAAAAAAAAAAAAAAAAAAAAAAAAAAAUGACGAUGAUGAUGAUGAUGAUGAUGAUGAUGAUAAUGAUAAUAAUAAUAAUAAUAAUAAUAAUAAUAAUAAUAAUAAUAAUAAUAAUGAUAAUAAUAAUAAUAAUAAUAAUGAUAAUAAUAAUGAUAAUAAUAAUAAUUAUUUUAAUAAUAAUAAUGAAUAUAAUAAAAGUGUAGAAAAACAAGAAAAUGAUGAUAAUAAAAAUUACGAAUAUGAUUUAUACAUAUUGGAUGAAGAAAAAAUACAAUUACAUAAUUAUAUGGACUAUCUUUAUGAUAUAAAAAAUAAUAACGUUGAUUCUUCUGAAAUUUUAGUUUUAGAAGAUAUUUAUGGAAAUAAUGAAAAGGAGUAUGAAACAAAUUCUUUUUCAUCAUCUUCCAUAUCUGAUAGUAAUUCAGAAAAAGAAAUGUCUGAUUAUCCUGACGAAAGUUCAAGUGAAAGAAAAUAUGAUAGUGAUUAUCAAAUGUCUGAUGAUUAUAUUCAAAAUAUGCUAAAUAGUGAUGAAUUUGAAGAUAAUAUACAAGAUCACUUUAACGAAAAUGAAGAUCAUUCUUUCGAUGAUAAAGAAGAUCUUUUUUUUAAUGAUCAAGAUGAUUUUUUAUUACAUGAUGAUAAUAUAGAAAACAAUUUUAAUAAUAAAGAGUAUGAUAUUUUUGAUGAUAUUAAUAUGAACAUCCAAUUUAAUGCUAAUAUAAAUAACAAUUUUGGUCAUAUGGAUUAUUCAAAUGAUCAGGUAAAUAGCCAAAAUGAUGAUGAUCGCUUUGAAAAAAAUAGCCUAAAAUAUUUUGAACAUGCUAAUAAAAAUAUGAACAGUUCAGGUAAAAAAAAAAAAAUGAAUGCACAUAAUAUGCAAAAUUAUAUAUCCCAAAAUAAGGAAAAGGGAAUGACAUCAUAUCAGAGGCGAAUAAAUGAUUUAAACUUUGAAGAAAAAAUAAAGGAAGAGUUAGAGAAGAGAUUAAAAAAUAAGAAUUCAAAUGUAUUGAAUGUAACUUUAUCAGAUAAAUUGAAAAUAUUGGAGCAGAUGGAAAAGGAAUAUUAUGAAGAAUAA